Messenger RNA from Racocetra fulgida, 173 nucleotides. The record is from the annotation of a GenBank genome assembly. NCBI's taxonomy places the organism in Eukaryota, Fungi, Glomeromycota, Glomeromycetes, Diversisporales, Gigasporaceae.
AUGGUGACAAUGAAAAUGAGGAUCUUGAAGAGUUAGCUACAACUUCUAACAUGCAAAACUGUCAUCUAGCUGAACACGAAGGUUCAAAGAUUGAACUUAAAUACCUUUUUACACAUGCUUUAUCACAACCUUUAUUUGUUCGUACUCUUCAGCAAGAUGUUGAGAAUAAUUUU